Messenger RNA from Carassius gibelio (silver crucian carp), 4940 nucleotides. RefSeq names its product interleukin-1 receptor type 2-like. The record is from RefSeq and is a predicted model, not a curated record. Gene Ontology annotation, molecular function: interleukin-1 receptor activity. NCBI's taxonomy places the organism in Eukaryota, Metazoa, Chordata, Actinopteri, Cypriniformes, Cyprinidae. The transcript has 11 exons. The coding region runs from base 914 to 2386 and encodes 490 amino acids.
CCAUAGGCGUAAUGGUUUUUGUACUUUACAAACUGUAUAUAUUAUCGCCCUACACCAACCCUACUCCUAACCCUAACCCUCACAGGAAACUUUGUGCAUUUUUACUUUCUCAAAAAAUAUAAGCGUUUUGAAAAAUGGGGACAUGGGUUAUGUCCUCAUAAGUCACCCUCUCCUUGUAAUACCUGUGUCAUACCCAUGUCAUGAUACAGAGUUGUGUCCUGAUAUGACACAAAAACAAGAGCACAUACACACUCUCACACACACACACACACACACACACAAACACACAUGAAUGUGCACAUACAGACAUGCACACACAAAAAGGGAAACAUGCACAAAAACACACAAUAUGCUCAUACACUCCCCAUAUUCACACAUAUUUAUUGUUGCAGCCAUUCAUUUAAAAUAAAACUGUUUUUGUGGCAUAUCACUUGAAGUACCCUUAGUUUUUGUAUAUUUUGUCUACCUGUUACAACUUACCCCAGUAUGUGUUACAACCUACCCCAGUAGUGGGGUAGGUUGUAACAAAGGACCACCUUGUAUUUGUCAUCAUCUCACAAAGUCUGUGAUAUAGUUGAAUAAAUUUAAAUUGUUGCCAUUUGUAGUAUAAACAUGUGGGUAAUUUGCCUAGAAGUUUUAGACGUGUAGCCAAAAGAAAAAGGUAAUUUUAGGCGCUGAAGAAAAAAGUGUUACAACCAUCCCUGGUUUCCCCUAACUGUUUCCGUCCGUGCCGUUUCCUUCAAAGAGUGUAUUUAAAAGGAAACCGCAGUGUGGAUUCUUAGUCUUUCAUUUCAGAAAUUCUGUGAAGGCACGAGAGAAGUUUUGAAAUCCUACGACACGAGGAAAGCACUUUAAACUUGCCAGACAUUCAGUCAUCAAAACCCGACAUGAUGGCGCCUUCUUUUUCUUUCCGAUGGGUUUUACUCUCAGCUCUUUGGAUUGCAGAGUCGAGUCAGGUUCCAGUGGACCCUCCAGAGUCGAGUCAGGUUCCAGUGGACCCUCCAGAGUCGAGUCAGGUUCCAGUGGACCCUCCAGAGUCGAGUCAGGUUCCAGUGGACCCUCCAGAGUCGAGUCAGGUUCCAGUGGACCCUCCAGAGUCGAGUCAGGUUCCAGUGGACCCUCCAGAGUCGAGUCAGGUUCCAGUGGACCCUCCAGAGUCGAGUCAGGUUCCAGUGGACCCUCCAGAGUCGAGUCAGGUUCCAGUGGACCCUCCAGAGUCGAGUCAGGUUCCAGUGGACCCUCCAGAGUCGAGUCAGGUUCCAGUGGACCCUCCAGAGUCGAGUCAGGUUCCAGUGGACCCUCCAGAGUCGAGUCAGGUUCCAGUGGACCCUCCAGAGUCGAGUCAGGUUCCAGUGGACCCUCCAGAGUCGAGUCAGGGAGUGAGACGCAAUACACAGAGCUCAAGACUUAUACCACCAGUGCUGGUCUCGCAUUUAAGCUUGAGUGCAGUGAAACACAGAAUGUGAGCUGGAGCCGUGUUCCUGAUCAGAGGCUGGAAGGCAUCAGUGGAAUAAACAUUCAGGGAGGCGCGCUAUGGUUUCUACCUGCUGACCUCUCUCACAGCGGAUCCUACUCCUGUCUCACCAGAAAUGGCGAUGAAACCUGGACAACAAUAUUUAAUGUCUCCGUUGAAAAUAAAACAUGCCCCAGGUUUAACAGAAAAGAUGAAAUAACGAGAACAAAGGAAAUCACUUGUUUGCUUCCUCACAUCUUUGAGAUAGACCCUCAAGCUCAAGUGACCUGGAGAAAUAACUGCCACCCACUCAAUGUGACAAACAGUAAGGUUUUACCGAUAAACAGAUCCAAAGACAUGAUUGGACUCUAUACAUGCUUUGUGAGCUUUACUUUUGGAGGGCAGCAUUACUCUGCUGCCCAGACUACAGAAAUCUACAGCCAAUCUAAGGAUUAUGUGGUGACAAAGCCUGAAAUCAUCUACCCAAAAGAAGAAACACAAAAAGUAAAACUUGGUGAAAGUUACACUCUGAACUGCAAAGCUCUUAUUGGGAAGAACGACAAUAGAGAAACUGUUAUUUACUGGGAUACUGGCUUAAAAAAUCUCAAACUGGACUACAACAGAAGUAUUGUGAAAGAGGGGGAGCGGGACUAUAUGCUGUCUACUCUAUACAUCCCAGAAGUCACAGAAGAACAUUUAUACACUAAUUUCACCUGUGUCGUUAUGCACCCAAGAGGUUCAGAUUCUGGAAAUGUCUUGCUUAUUCCUGUGAGUCGGAAUGAAAGUUAUUACUGGAUCGGUGUUGGUCUGGUGGUUCUGCUCAUAUUACUGUGUGCAGUUGCGUUUCUCUUUAGAGUCGAUCUGGUUCUGGCUUAUAGGGCUUUUUGCUCGUCUUCUGCCAUAAACAGUGGGGUGCAUUGCUGUCAUUGCUGACACAAAGCGGCAGAAGAGCCCAGAGCUCACGGUGCUUUGAGAUCUGUUUGACCACAGAAACAAUCUACACAAGUAUAUAAACUCAUUAUGAAGUGUGUAUGGAUAACACCACUCAAGAAACACAACAAUGCACACUUACUGUACACUGAAAAAAGAUACUAAAUUAAAAGCUAAAAGCUAUUUUUUUAACAAAUUUGUAAAGUUAGUCAACUACAUUUGUUUAUUUAAAUUUAGCUAAAAUAAAUGGAUUCCAACCACUUAAAAAAAAUCAAUUGUAAAUUAAAUUAAUCUCUUUUUCAGCGUAGGGGCUGUUCACACAGAAUGCGUUUUUCCACUCCCAUGUGCCACUUUUCCAUUGUUUUCUAUGUAAACGCUCUAGACGAUUGCAUUUAGACGCUGUGUCAAGUUUAAACUUUUACACACAGCGCUGCUCAUGAGUGUCAGUUCCAAAACAGUCGACCAAUCAGAAGACCCCAGAGGCGGGGCAAGCGCUUCAAGGUUUUGUUUACAGUAGCAAGUAGUAGUUUUAUUUAACGAAACAUGUUGGAGGAGGAAUUCUGCUCUACACUUUUUAAAGUCCCCAUGAAAUCAAAAUUGUUGAAAAGUUGAAGCUGAAAUCUGUCAUUUAUUCAAAGAUUUUCUGUUUUCUGUAUGGUGAAUGGGGAUAGGGAAGGAUUCAGGUAUAACUUUGCUUUCUGUUGGGGCAGAAAAAGUCUAACAAAAUGAUAGCACUGAGCGGAUCAUAUGUCCGAGUCGGCUCAGACCAUAAAACAUAUCAAACCCAUUUGAAUUAUACACAGAAUGUAAUAUUUUGUAUCAAUAUGGAUGAGAUUGUGGCUGUCAUACACUGUAGAAUUUGGCUUUACCAAUUACAGUGGCUCUAGCCCAAGCUGUGAUAUAAAUAAAAUUGGCUAUUUUAACCUGUUAAAUGUCACCGUCCCGUAUACGGGACGCCUAAAUUUACUUAAAUAUAUUACAAUUAUAUCCUAAUCUAAUCAUGUCAAACUAUAUAUCAUUGGAAAGGUCUAAGAGUCCUAAAUAGAUAUUUGACCAUGUUUUGUUGUUAAAAAUUAGGAAGGAACAGUAAAAGAUUAAUUUAUAAAAAGAGUGCACCUCAAAACAUAUACAUCAUAACAGGAGUUCUGACCUUUGUCACAAAAAAUCUACUCCGGUUCCUUUUUCCCUAUCACAUGUUUUAGUAAUCAUCAUAAAUUAUAUAUCAUUUGAAAGCUUAUAUACUCCAAAUUCAUCUUAUGAAAACCAUUUUGAAAUCAGACACUGCGUUACCAUGGAAAUCAUACUUUAAAAUCUUUUAGCGUGCUCCUCCCCCUCAGCGGGAGGGGUCAUAUUCCAAAUAUAUUACGGUCUUUUAGAAUCAAAAUUUUUCAUAAUCUUGACAAAAUACAUAUCGUUGGAAAGGUCUGAGUCUCAAGAUUCCAUAUUUGGUGGUUAUUUUGUCAUAGACAUAAUAUUGAGAGAGAAAUUGAUACAUUUGUGACAAACAAAUGCAUCCAAAAAAUUCAAUGGAGUUUCAAUGGCCCCCGGUGGCUUUUUGUGGUAUAACACCUAAACAGAAUUGCAUAUGAACCUACAUUUUUUUUAUAUCAACUUCAAAUUUGGAACACAACUUAUUUAGACAUAUGGCUUUAAUUUUAUAGAAAUUUUGGAUUAAAACAUAUUUUAUAAAAUAUUUAUUUUAUAUAAAAUAUAAUAAAAAUAAAAUAAUAAAUGUAUUUACAGUAAAUUUAAAUAAUAACUUAUUACUUCAAUAACUUUUUUAUGCUUUCAUUUUUUUAAAUGAUUUCACUUCUGCAAUAAUCUGCAGAUUGUCUUCUUUAAAAAGAGACCAACCUUUGGUCUGUAUUCAAAAGCGUUUAUGAAUUAUAACAAUUUAAGUGUGAAUAGUGUACUUUCACGUGUAUGUUAAAAAAUGGGGGUGACAGUUAAAAGGUUAAAAAGGGGCGGGUUUACUUGAUAUGUCCUGCCCUGUCUUCCUGUUUAAGUUAAAAUGAUGUCAACACAUUGAGUAAAGAAUAAAAAGUUCUGUGUGAAUGUCCCUUUAGUUUGUGAGCUUGUGUUGUGCGAGUUUGCAUUUUUGUGUAGAGAAGGUUUGUUGCAUUUGUGUGAAGAAACUUUUAUCUUGUUUGAUCUUGUAACUGAUGAAAAACAGAGUGACAGGUGAUGCAAGUUAGCAAUAAAAAAAAAACUAUAUGUAGAAGUUAUUUUCAAUAUAACUAUCAUUUUAUAUUUUUUAUAUUCUUUUGUUAAAGCAGCUUGUUGAACUAGUGCAUAUGCAGAUGGGAUGCAUAUUUGUUUGUUUUUAUAUUCUUUAUUAUUCUUUAUUAUAUUCCUAUUUUUUACAGAGAUAUUUAAUAUAUAAAAAAUAUUACAAGUUCUUACAAGUGGCAUUGUGACUACAGGUCAUGUCAGAUAAAAUAUUUUAAUGUUUUUUAGAAGAAACUAAGUAAAAUUAAACAUUUACUGAUUCAUGUUUUAUUGAUUCAUGUCGUAAUAAUGAUUUAUUACAGUGUAUCUAAUAAAUAUUUGUCAAAUA